UACCGCCAAAGCACGACUUCUUCGAGCCGCACGUCUUUGCUCCCACGUAGAAGAUUUCGACAAAGAACGAUUGAAUAUUGAAUUCACCUUACUACUGAAUGGCUAUCCGCCAAGAUUCAUCGCCUAUCAUUUCAAACAAUUCUUUCAGCAGAAUAAUGUCGCAUGCUUGACAGACAAUUUAGAUGAAGAUGUAUAUGGAUCAUUACAUCGACAGUUAUUGGUACGACCAACACGACGAGAAAAACAACAACAGCAACAGAACACCACCUCUAGUGUCGAUCCAUCACCAAUGGCGAAUCAAAACAUCCUAUGGCAAAAGCAUUAUGUCGAUAACAAUCCACAAAUGCGCAAUGUUCGUCUCAGCGUCAACUCAAAGAGUAAUCGAAAUCUGACGCAAUUACUCGUGAAGAAGAAACCACCAAAAGAGCUGCUGAUGUAUGUCAUACCGGAAAAUACUACGAUUGGGAAUUGAUAUACACGUCUUGUAUUCGAAUAAAUGUGUUUACAUAGAGACUUCCAUGUGUCGGGACACAGUUAUUCCUUCUAUUGCUCUUUGUUCUAUACUAGUUGACGUUAUUCCAUAUUACUCUUCGAAUCAUAUACAAGAUCCUUAUCUCGGAAGUGUCAACAUUUCAUUUUCUAUUAUUUCUUCUUCUAGAUAUACAUCGCAUACUUUAUAGUUUCUCAUCGUACAAAAUCAAAUUCGGACAAUUCGAUGUGAGUAGGG
Molecule: messenger RNA, 727 nt
Organism: Didymodactylos carnosus
Lineage: Eukaryota; Metazoa; Rotifera; Eurotatoria; Philodinida; Philodinidae
Source: the annotation of a GenBank genome assembly